Drosophila mauritiana is the source of this 502-nucleotide messenger RNA. RefSeq lists its product as uncharacterized. The record is from RefSeq and is a predicted model, not a curated record. Bases 7 to 399 code for a protein of 130 amino acids. Lineage: Eukaryota; Metazoa; Arthropoda; Insecta; Diptera; Drosophilidae. The transcript has a single exon.
AGCAACAUGAGGAAAUCUCUACUGAUCGUUGGCUCCCUCCUGGUGACCAUCUUCCUGGCCCAUCUGCCAGUUGGUCUAGCCGUCUCCUGUGCCGAUGAUCCCACCGAUACGGCCUGCGUCGAUUGCACGGAUGCCGCGAAUGCAGCUGAAGCCGAUUGUGUUACAACCACGGCGGCUCCGGAGGCCACCACAGCUGCCGCAGAGGCAACCACAGCUGCCAGUACCGAUGGAGAAACCACCACCGCAGCCGCUUCAGGCACCGACACGACCAAAGCCUCAUCCGGUGGCAAGAAGCGUGUGAAGAGGACCUUCAAGCGGAAGGUGAGCCGCCCUAGGAAGAUCAGGAGGAGGAGGAGCAACCGACGCAGGAACAACAGGAGGAACCAAAACUCGGGCUAAGCACUGGACGACAAUCGCUCAAGGAUGAUAACAACCAUGACACGGCAAUGCUACCCUAUGCUCCUAAACAGCUUUAGUUUUAAGUAAACAAAUAAAUUUCUAA